This is a messenger RNA of Rubroshorea leprosula, 3109 nucleotides long. The record is from the annotation of a GenBank genome assembly. Lineage: Eukaryota; Viridiplantae; Streptophyta; Magnoliopsida; Malvales; Dipterocarpaceae.
GUAAUUGAAAUCGAUCUAAAGCUUCUUUUUCCAUAAUUCUUAAAGGUAGAUCAGAUUAUUGCUGACUUAAGCAUUGAAGUGUCUACCUCGAGAAUCCACCUCUAGGCUUUGUAGGUCAUCUUGAACAGAAGACUUGGACUGGAAGAAGUUAUUUGGUUUGUUGCAGUUACAUUAGCACUGUCUGUGGGAACCUGAAUUAGAAGCUCUCUUGUUCCUUUUUCACCAUGGAAUACACUCAAUCCGUCCGAAUUGGAAGUCAAGCUCAACCUCUUGGCUGAGGUCAAGUCCAGCAACCAAAUAACUUACCACCUUAUACACCAAACCUAUUUGCUCCUUUGGAACAUGCAAAAAGAGGUGAUGAGAACCAGCCACUACCACAUAACCCAACUUCCAACCCUAACCAAGGUGAUGAAGUCUCAGCUCAGCUUGCCACAAUGCAACAACAGUUCGACGUUUUUCAGGUGGUUUUGGCUCAGCUCUUAGCUCAAAAUAACCUUGGUGAUCCCCUCAUUAAUCUAUUGAACCCAACCCAGCAACCUCUAGUUCAACAGCAAGAACCUCCCCCACAACCUUUACCUGAUGAUGUCACACAACGUCUAAACAGUUUAGAAAAGAUGGUGGCUAAGCAACGAGGUGCUCCAAUUCUUCAUCAUAACACUACUUUCGUACCUCAUCCUCUGAACACCAAUAUAACUUUGGAACCUUACCUUGCUGGUUUCAAAAUACCUCAACUUGAGACAUAUGAUGGAACGAAGGACCCAGAUGAUCAUCUGCAUGCUUUCUACUUUUGUAUGCAAGCUCAGAAUGCCUCCAACGCCUUAAUGUGCAAAAUUUUCCUUUAUGCUCAAACUUGGUAUUAUAGUCUACCUCUGAGGCCUAUCAGCUUUUAUGUAGAGAUGGCAUCUACUUUUGCCACAAAGUUUUCCAAUAGGAGAUUCAAUGAUGUAGUUUUAGAGGUUAGCUCAUUUGAUCAAGUUGUAGGAAUUGCAACUAUAAUUCAAAGCCUCAAACACGAAAGAUUCAAGGAUAGUUUGAUUAAGCAUCCUUCUACUACUUUCAAUGAAGUUAAUGAUAGAUCUUUGAGGUUUAUAACUGUUAAGGAAUAUACUUUAUCACAGAAACCAGUUCUUGUUAGGAAUCAAAACUCAAUUUUGAGAAAGGAGGGCCAGAGUAGGAAACAGAUUAAGAUAGUACAGAAUCGAGGUCUGAUGUUGACCUCCAUGCCAAGUUUUGGAAGAUCAAAUUCAAUACCUCCUCAACAAACUCCCAGUAAAGCACCAGUUACGUGGACUUCUUUUAAUUUACCGAGCCUAAAGUCUGAGCUAGAAAGUUUAGCUCAGAAGGGACUGUUGAAUAAAUACAUUCGGAGAACAAAACAGCCUAAAUUCGUUAGGGAACAGGGUUCACAACCACAGGGAUCCCGUACUAUAGAAGGGUUAAAAGUAGGGGGUUUAAGCUCUAAGCAAUGGAAGUUAUACGUGAAGGAGGUGAAACAACAAAACCGAGCUCAAAAACAAAAGUUUGAUGAUACUGAUUGGAAUGAUGAUACUGAUUGGAAAAAUCAACCAAUCACUUUUACACCUAUUGACUUUGAUGGGGUGAUAUCGCCUCAUAAUGACCCAUUGGUCACUUUUUUUAGGAUUAACAAUUGUGAGGUACAGCAUGUACUUGUUGACACAGGUAGUGCACCAGACAUCAUGUAUUAUCAUUGUUUUGAGAGUUUAAGGCUAGAUCCAACUUUGCUACAGAGAUACAACAGUCCUAUAUAUGGCUUUAACAACCAACCUGUUCAAGUUAAAGGGGUCCUUACCCUCAAUGUUGCGUUUAGGAGUGGUCGAACUUAUGUUACUUCCUCAAUUCGGUUUCUAGUUCUCAAAAUGGCUUCAUCUAUCAAUGUCGUUAUUGGUCGACCUACAUUAAUGGAGAUCCAAGCUGUGGUUUCUCAAUCUUAUCUCUGCAUGAAGUUCCCUAUUCCCAUGGGAAUAGCGACACUGAAAGGCAAUCAGAAAAUAGCCAGGCAUUGCUAUAUUACCUUGGUUACAAGGUCUCUGAAAGAAAAAGAUCAUAUGUCAAAGAACGCCCGCAAGAAGUUCAUGACAACCAGUAGUUAUCACCAAGUCCCAAUGGCUCCUGGGGAUAAAGAGAAGACCUCAUUUUAUGCAAGAGAUGAAAUAUAUUGCUACGUCAUGAUGCCCUUUGGCUUAAAGAAUGCGGUGAAGAGUUGGAAAGCCAAGGACCAUUUAGCUGACUUGGAUGAGACAUUCAAUAAUUUGAGGAAGAACCAAAUGCGAUUAAACCCAGCAAAGUGCAUCUUUGGUGUAGAAUCUAGAAAAUUUCUAGGCUUCAUGGUAUCUAGCAAGGGGAUUGAGGUUAACCCAGAAAAAAUUAAAGUCAAAGAAGAGAUGGAACCGUCAAAAUCAGUGAAUGAUGUACAGAGACUAACAGGAAGAGUGGUAGCUCUACACAGAUUCGUAUCCAAAUCAGCUAACAGAUGUCUUCCCUUCUUCAAGAUCAUGAGAUCAUCAGCUCAAAAAGAUGAAUCUGGCAAACAGAAAAAGUUUGAAUGGAGUCCAGAAUGUGAAGCUGCAUUUGAUGAGCUCAAAUCUUAUCUUAGCUCACCCUCAUUACUAAUAAAAGCUAUCGAUGAGGAGAUCCUCUAUUUGUACCUUGGCAUAUCUGAUGAAAGGUCAGCAAUUCGAGCACAAGCAUUAGCAGAUUUUGUUGUUGAAUGCACUUCAGACCACUCAAGUUCCAUUUUCGAGCUAGAUACUUGGAUUCUAUAUGUGAAUGGAGCAACAAACAGUAAGGGGUCAAGGGCUAGAGCAGUCCUGGUAGGGCUAGAUGGUUAUCAAAGUGAGUAUGCUUUGAAGUUCAACUUCGAUGCAACUAAUAACAUGGCCGAAUACGAAGCUUUACUACUUGGUCUACAGCUGGCAUUAGAGCUAAAAGUCACGGCAAUCUAAAUUUAUAGUGACUCACAGCUCGUGGUCAAUCAGGUCAACUCAAUUUGUGAAGUGGUUGACCACAUGUUGAUGAAAUAUGUAUCCCUGGUGGCAGAUCUGAAGUGUAGGUUUGAGAAAUUCUGCCUUAGUAAAAUACCCUGAGCUGA